Molecule: messenger RNA, 953 nt
Organism: Olea europaea var. sylvestris
Lineage: Eukaryota; Viridiplantae; Streptophyta; Magnoliopsida; Lamiales; Oleaceae
Product: CBS domain-containing protein CBSX2, chloroplastic-like
Exons: 9
Coding region: 1-552 (183 amino acids)
Source: RefSeq, a predicted model, not a curated record
AUGGGCAGGGGAAAACGUUGCGACAAAUUUAAUAAGAUUGGCAUUGCUUGGGGUUUUAGGCUGGGGGAAGAGUUAAGUGAGUGGUUCUUGGUAGAACAAAGUUGGAGAGUGGAGAUUACACAAUCCGUACAGUUGUCUUCAUUAAUGAUGAUACCAUGCUCCGUGAGAGAAUGUAUAACGUUGCUACAACUACAGUUGACGAAGGUUGGUGUUGUCUCUGACUAUGACUUAUUGGCACUUGACUCCAUCUCAGGUGGUGGUCAACAUGAUACAAACAUGUUUCCUGACGUUGAUAGUUCUUGGAAAACAUUUAAUGAAAUUCAGAAGCUACUCAAUAAGACUUAUGGGAAGGUUGUUGGAGACCUUAUGACAGAUGCUCCCCUUGUUGUGCGUGAAAACACUAACCUCGAGGAUGCUGUCAGGUUAUUGCUUCUCACAAAGUACCAUCGACUGCCAGUUGUAGAUGGAAGCAGCAAACUGGUUGGCAUAAUUACGCGGGGUGAUGUUGUCAGAGCCGCCCUUCAGAUAAAGCGUGCUAGUGAAAAAAUGUGAAAACUCAAGCAUCACGGGUUCGCAGAAUCAAAUAUUAAUGGAAGCAUACCAAUAUCGGUUGCUUAUUAAAUGAAAUAUACAUAUGAUGUCCCAGAACUCUAUUGGUUAGCAUAGUACAAUCACAAUCAGAAGUAUUGAUUUAUUCCCAUUACGAGUGUUCCUCUAUAUUUGCAGGUGCUAUAAUCUAUAAAUUCUGUCAAUGUUGGAGAUAGGAUAUCGUCUAAUAUAUCCCAUAGUUGCUUUGUGGUUAUUACUGCUGGAAUUUCGAUUAUACGAGACUGUUGUGUAACAUAAAAACAAAUUUCAUAUGAAAAAUACUUUCACAAUUCUUUAUAGCAUUACUGUAAUUAUAAUACGACAAAUGCGACAAAAUUUCUUACAAGAUUUCAUUGCAAUGCAAA